This is a messenger RNA of Daphnia magna, 665 nucleotides long. Its product is annotated as histone H2B.1/H2B.2. The transcript has a single exon. The coding region runs from base 55 to 426 and encodes 123 amino acids. Gene Ontology annotation, cellular component: nucleosome. Lineage: Eukaryota; Metazoa; Arthropoda; Branchiopoda; Diplostraca; Daphniidae. Gene Ontology annotation, molecular function: DNA binding; structural constituent of chromatin; protein heterodimerization activity. The record is from RefSeq and is a predicted model, not a curated record.
CUACAUCUCUCAUAGUACGUAGUUGGCAUUCAAUCUUUAUCAUAGAAAAAUAAGAUGCCUCCCAAAGUAAGUGGAAAAGCAGCGAAAAAGGCCGGCAAAGCUCAGAAAAACAUUGUUAAAGGAGACAAAAAGAAAAAGCGCAAGAGGAAGGAGAGCUACGCUAUCUACAUCUACAAAGUGUUGAAGCAGGUCCACCCCGACACUGGCAUCUCCUCCAAAGCCAUGACGAUCAUGAACAGCUUCGUCAACGACAUCUUUGAGCGCAUUGCUGGAGAAUCUUCUCGUCUUGCUCACUACAACAAGAGAUCUACCAUCACGAGCCGCGAAAUUCAAACGGCUGUGCGUUUACUAUUGCCGGGAGAAUUGGCCAAACACGCCGUGUCUGAGGGCACCAAAGCUGUCACCAAGUACACCAGUACUAAGUAGAUCGCUUCUCCUGGUUACUCUGAUACCAAAACGGCCCUUUUCAGGGCCUCCAACUUGUUAAAGAGCUAGAAUAUGCUGCACUCCACUAUUAAGAACAACCAUUUUUUUGCUACGAUUUCGAUGAGACCAUUUCUCUUGGGAUAGAAGACGUGUCAUGGGCAGAUUGGACGAAAUGUUAUAAUGAGCAACAAUCUUACUAAAAAUUAUAAUAUAAUGAGCAAAACAUAAUUUCCCAUUGA